GGGAUCCAAACUUCGCGUCCGCUAGGGCCUCUAGGUAGAGAGCGGAGGGGGGAAUCGACUCCCUCGACGAUCUCUGCGGCCUGGACCCGCUCCCUCCGCCUGGCGCCAGGCUGCGGAGCGCCGAGCGGCUCGAUGAGCGGGGGUGCAGCUGCGGCGGAGCGGCAGGCGCCGGGUCCGCGCCUACUGUUUUCCCCCUCCCCGCUUUCUUCCUCCGCUUCCCACUCCUUCCUCCGCCCGCCCAGUCCUGCCCGCCCCGGAGAGCUGCCCGGAGCUCCCCGGGAGACUCAGGUUUUGUGAAUAACAUCUCCAGGCUGUGUCCAUCCAAGUCACUUAUUUCCGUGAAACUGCACCAAGACUGCUGAUGAGAGGUGAGGAAGAGGAGUCAGAAAGGGAACGCAGGCUGGGAAAAGGGAAGCCUCUGCCCAGAUUCAAGCUUUUUGUGAAAUGAAAUACUAGGGGGGUUGGUGUGCUUGUUGUUUGCAUAAAGCAAAAAAGAAGCCAACAUUUGCUAAACAACAGGUGGUGAAGACUUAUUCUGCCGAGAAGUAGAAGAGUACUUCUUCACUAAAAAAGAUGCCUCCCAAGUUUAAGCGCCACCUAAAUGAUGAUGAUGUCACUGGUUCUGUGAAAAGUGAAAGGAGAAAUCUUUUGGAAGAUGAUUCAGAUGAAGAAGAGGACUUUUUUCUAAGGGGACCAUCUGGACCAAGAUUUGGACCUAGAAAUGAAAAAAUUAAGCAUGUUCAGAACCAGGUGGAUGAAGUCAUUGAUGUCAUGCAAGAAAAUAUUACAAAGGUAAUAGAAAGAGGGGAGAGACUAGAUGAACUACAGGACAAAUCAGAAAGCCUAUCGGAUAAUGCAACUGCUUUUAGCAACAGAUCCAAACAACUUCGAAGGCAAAUGUGGUGGCGUGGAUGCAAAUUCUUAUAGUUGUGAAAUACCGUACUUGAUUUGAUGACAGAUCUUCAUUAAACAAAAUCUGGGACAAUAAUAAUAAAAGAUUGCUGCAUAAUUUAAAUGAAACCCAUGUAUAUAACUUUCAAAGCUUCUUUUUCAAGAAAUUAAGAGGCAAGUAUCACUUCAAAUUGGAGCAUUGAGAAUGUCCCAUUAUCUUCUUCCCUUCCAACAAAGUGUGCUUUUAAUAAUUAUGUUUAAGGCGGGGCUGCCCUGGUGGUGCAGUGGUUGAGAGUCCGCCUGCCGAUGCAGGGGACACAGGUUCGUGCCCCGGUCCGGGAGGAUCCCACAUGCCGUGGAGCUGCUGGGCCCGUGAGCCAUGGCCGAUGAGCCUGCGCGUCCGGAGCCUAUGCUCCGCAACGAGAGAGGCCACAAGAGUGAGAGGCCCACGUACCGCAAAAAAAAAAAAAGAAAACAAAAUUAUGUUUAAGGCAAAGAUAACCAGCCUCGAUUUUGCCAUAUUCCAAAGGUCUAAUUUGAAACUAGAUACUUGCCAGUUCAUUAUUUGUAUAUAUAGUUAAACACUGAUAAUGAUAUUUCAUACUGUUAUUUUAAUGGCAUAAGGACUUGCAUUUGUUGCAUCAAGGUGGGGGUCAGGCUGGUGAUCAGGGAGCCUCUGUAGAGUACCAAAUCAUUAUGCCGAAAGACGUGUGUAACCAUGCCAUUGAUAUUUGCAAGAUUCUUCUCAUAUUACAAUUGCUUUGCAAGCAAUUUUCACAUGUUUAUGGGUGUAACAAAAGCUAAAUGUAAAUGUUGCUGCCUUCAGCUAUAACUAACAACAUUCCAGUAAACCUAUUUUUGACUGUAUAAGGGAAUGUAGUAAUUUUUUGGCAUUUGGAUUAUAGAAAUGGGAAAUUUAAACAGUGUGAAAAGCAUAGUAUGGUGUCAUAAAACUGGAAAUAAUAAAAUUAUUGGAGAGUGUCAUUGGAGUAUUUGAAAGUGACCAACAUAAAGCUAGAAGUCAUGGUCUGGUCUGUUUUCAGUUAGCCUCCAAUAAGGAGGACCAGUGCAAAUGUGAGUAAAUGAAAUCCACAGGUAUCUUGUCCCCUACUUUUCUUUUUGUUAAUAGCUUUCCUGUUUAACUUCAACUAGCCCUUUUACCAGAAGUGCUAAAAGUAGCAAAAUCAUCUGCUUAGAAUUUGCGUUUUUUGUAUUCCCUCUUUAUCUCCUGGAAAAUGCAUGUGAUAUGUACAAUCCAGUGUCACAUUAGCCAACAAUAAUGAAUAUAAAAAGUCAGGAGCCUAGCUAAUCAGUCAGUCGGAGUAACCAAAUGCUAGAGUCACCAUUGAUCUCAGUCUGUUUUUAUGAUAAAAAGUGUUGUUAAAAAAAAAAAAAAAAAAAAAAGUGUUGUUAACUUUAAAAUAUGCCACCCUUCUUGGGUUGUUUAAACAUGUGAAAGUGAACAUACAUAGUUCUCUAAUGUGUGUGAGGAAGAAGUUUUAUAAUAAAAUUGGAGGUUCUGCAGAAACUUGUGUACAUGGACAUCUUCACAAUGUAUAUAUAACUCUAAAUUUGAAAUAGGGAUAAUAGAAAGUACCAGUAUUUAAGUAAGAAAAAAAAUUAUCCUUAUUGCUUUGGUAAUUUUAAUUCAAAAUGUAUGAAACAUAGAAUCUUUGUUUUUUUGGUUUUUUUUUAAAUUCCACAGGAUUAGUACUAAGAUGCAAAAAUGUUCUCUUUAGAAUGGAAAGAAUUUGAAGGGAGAAAGCAGAUUAAGAGGUAUUGAAGACACCUUCAAGUCAUGAAGAUCUAAAUAUAAUCGCUUAGUAUUAUAGUCUGCUAAGAACAUUUAAAAAGAGAUAAAGGUUUUACAUUCUCUGGAGUGUUUUCUCUGGUCUCUCCACUUUUCGUAAAUGUCAAUUACUGUAAAUAACAUAAUAAAUAAUAAACCCUUUGACAAAAGAGGAUACCCAGGAAAAUGAGCAUUUUUAGAAUUUCAGUAGCUAAUGUACUUCAGGAAUGGGAGUGUUUUAACUGAGUGGACAGAAUCAGUACUAACAUGUGUGUCCUUGAUUUGGGAUUGGAACUAGACUCACCAGUGGUUAAUUUUCCAUUUGUUGGUAUAGAAAUCUGGUUUCUUCAUAUCUGUCGGUGAAGAGGAAGAUUAUUUCUCAAGAAGAAUCCACAUUUCCAGUGUUUCUUUAAUAAAGUAUGCUUUUAAAUAAAGAAAUAAAAUUAAAAAAAUUUUUAACCAUGAAAAAUAAAGGAAAUAUUUAUAUGACAA
Messenger RNA from Orcinus orca (killer whale), 3172 nucleotides. RefSeq names its product vesicle associated membrane protein 4 (gene VAMP4). Lineage: Eukaryota; Metazoa; Chordata; Mammalia; Artiodactyla; Delphinidae. Bases 574 to 927 code for a protein of 117 amino acids. The transcript is spliced from 8 exons. Gene Ontology annotation, biological process: Golgi ribbon formation; vesicle-mediated transport. Gene Ontology annotation, cellular component: membrane. The record is from RefSeq and is a predicted model, not a curated record.